Molecule: messenger RNA, 4195 nt
Organism: Atta colombica
Lineage: Eukaryota; Metazoa; Arthropoda; Insecta; Hymenoptera; Formicidae
Product: proteoglycan 4-like
Exons: 4
Coding region: 75-3365 (1096 amino acids)
Source: RefSeq, a predicted model, not a curated record
GUCGGGUGUGUGUGUAGCGAUCGCGUUUGAAGUGAUUCGAUGCUUCAUCAAAUUAAUUGAGAUAUAGUGCGAAAAUGCGGAUGCAGCUGCUAAAGAUCGUGAUAGUCCUGUUGGUAGCAGGAUCGGGUGACACCAGACCGCAGAAUGGCGUAGAUUCGCAAGCGAAGACGAUAGAAAGGAACGACGCGGGAUGGAGAAGCAUCCAAGUCUCGAGCAAGUCACACGACAUUGUUCGAGACGAUAGCAGUGGGCAAGUGAAUGAUACUCAUCGUGAUUUGAAGGAUUUACAAUAUAUGGAUCAGUCUCUGAGAACCGUCGCCACUCAACUCCUCAACGUUACAAAUCCUAAGGACGUGAUAAAUGUGAAUAACAAAGAUCUCAUCAAGGUCGAACACAAUGUCGCGACUACGCCAAAAUCCUCGGAAAACAGUGUCUCUUUGUUGAUGAGGGAUGUUAGUUCAGAGAUCAAUUUAGAGCCUGUGCAUUUCAGUAGACCAAUUAAUUCUAAAUUCAGUUAUUUCGAGAGUAGUCACCCAGGCCAAGCGAUGGCGAUGACAGAAGAAGAGCUUGAGCGAGAGAUGAGCACAACAAGAUUGAUUACCGCCUACAAAAAUCAUCCGACGACUACUGGCGGCAUCUCCACUUGGAUCCUGCUGAAUCCACCAUCCACAACCGUAAAAAGCGUAGAGAUUGAGAAAUCGAAGACACAGCAGCCAUUUCAAACAGAAGUACGACUUACAGUAAGACCAAGUUCGUCGAUCGAAAAAGAAACGAUUCCGCAGGUAGAAAAGAUCACGGAGAAGACCACGCCACAGUUAACCCCUGUUAUAACUACCGAGAAAGUGACUGUGAUCACGAAGAAACCGAGUAUGACGACAACAAAGAAAAUCAUGACUACUUCGAAACCGGAGAAAGUUACUCAGAAUUUGGAAACUUCAUCGAGCACAACUUUGAAGGUGAUUCGCACCACAACAACAAGCACUUCGACGACGAGUGAUGGAACAGCUACGUUGACUGUUCUCACGACGAAGAAGAGUCAACCAUCGCGAACUACUUCUAAGCCGAAAAUUACCACGCCGAGAACAACUUUACAUUCUAAGCCGGCAAUAACGAAGCCGGCCUCAAUGAAACCGACAACGACGAAACCAGGGAGACCAAAACCAACGAGGAAAUCCACGGUCAAACCUGAAACGAUAAAGAAUGAGACCUCCACAUCGACUGGUAAAAUUGAGAAGGUGACUUUCAAACCGAUCUCGAUUAUCACAACGCCGCAAGACAAGUUGGAAAAUACUGAGAAGCCAAUGUUCGUUACGAAAAUAAAAGCGUCGGUGCUCAUGGACACUCAGAAAACCCCGACUACUUUAUUUCCAACUACCGUGAGCACUAGUACAACGUUCAAGUCGAAUUUGUCGACCGUGGAUCUCGUAGAAGUACCAGUGAGAUCGAAGCCGGUCAACACGAAAGGAAAUAACGUGCUAAAGGUGCAACUGAAGAAGCCUAUUGAUGAGACCACACAAAUCGAAAUAGAGCCGAUCAAAGUAAACGCGCCAAUUUUGACAAUUGAGAAGGUCGAUAACAUGGACAAAAUCAUGAUGAAAGAUCCGGAUGAUCUUAAUGACUCCAGAAUAGAUCUAAAAUUUGAGUUUAAUCCCGAAUUGACCAAAGUUAAUGUAGAAACAAAAGCGGAAGCGGACGAUGCGACGACAUCGACAAGCGCGACAGCGUCAACUACGACGAAGCGGCCGAGGCAUAACUCGAAGAGAAAGAAGAACAAGACUCGAAGGCGCAAACCUACUACAACCUCGGCACCAAGCUCGACGAUGGUGUCUGUUCUAAUGGAAACCAAUGAGAGUGUUACUGAUUCCACCAUCACGGAUAACGCAGUCCAGGAAUCGAAGAUCGCGCCUGAAACAAAAGUCGGGGCAAACAUGACGAAGACUAAGAAGAAGCAACCACAGAAGGCAAUCAGCACUCAGAUCUACAACUUCCUCAGUCGCGAAGUGAUGCCUAGCUUUGGCGUUAUGUCACUGGUAGGUUUGGGUCUUGGCCUCGCUUCGUAUUUCCUGUAUCCCUUCGGCGGUACUAUCACCCGAAGAAAUUACGACGUGGAGCCGAAUUACAAGUACAAUAUGGAUGAAUAUGGUGGUAAUUAUGGGCAGAGCGAGGAGGAAAUGUUAUCCAAGGUGUUCCAGGGUAUGACGAAUUAUGAAAAUAAGUAUCCAGGAACGAAAGAUAAUUAUAACAGUAACUACUAUCAUUAUCAGCAUUAUGACGGUGCAUAUGAUACUCAAACGAAGAAGCUCGAAACAAGAUAUCCAUCGGUGUCUACUUCUCCUGUUUACAAAGCCGUGGAGAAUACUCAACCAGCAGUAAAAUAUCGGAACACGGACUUCCAAUAUCCUGAAGCACAAACCACUCCAGUUUAUUAUGAUCGCAAACGUCCAGAUUUCGCGGAAAUCGGUACGAGUUCAGCGGCAAAUCGGCAAUUCGUAGUUGGCAACGUACCUAAGGAGUAUCCAUUCGACGUGAAAGCAGCGAACUUGCCGGUGGACAAUAAGAAAAGUUACAUGUCGACGGAGGUUGGACAAACGCAAUUCGAGCGGGAGAUAACGCAAGAUUUUGAUUUCCCUAACGCGGCCGGCUUGCACAGUUAUGGACAUCUGGGAGCAUCAACUAUCCGAGCGGAUGACGGAUACGAAGAGAUUGAAAUAACGCCAACAGCGGUGGCUGUUGAGCACGGGCCGCGAUCUCUUAAGGUCAAACGUUCUGUCCUUAAUGAGGAUUGCCGAGGGCGACGCUCAAGAUCAAAGAGAGAGUCGGUAAUUCAGAUAAUUCCGACGAAACGCGAACUGGAAGAAGAGCGCGAGGAGGCAGAGAAGGAGGAAGAUCUGAGCAACGAGAUUCUGGAUAUCAUUGAUUCGGCUCUACCAGGUGGCGAAGUACCACACAAAACGAGGGGCAAUGAAAACGAAGUAGAGGAUCUCGAGGGGCAGAAGAGGAAACAACAAGAAGAAGCUAAUACGCAUGCAAAAGAAUCCACCUUGAAAACUACACAUACAGAGGACACGACGGAGAUUUCCGCGACUUCCACGACCAUCGGAAAAAUAGAUGACGGCGGUACCAGCGUCUCUUCAGAAAAGUCUACUGAUACCACGCAUCCCGCGAACUCGAAGGUUCCCGAAACAAUCGAGUGGUUCGACAGUUCGACCACGAAAAAGCCUUCAGAGGGCUUCAGUCUCAUAAAUUUUGUAAAGAAGGUGGCCGAAAUCAAGUUCAGAUUGGGUCUGACAAUUCUAAAGCAUGCCAGCGAGGGUUUCGCGCGGUAUCUGGGUCACGUGCAAAAGAGAAUCAACGGCGAGGAAUGAGAAGGAAGCGAAGAACUCAGAGGAGCAGCGAUGGAAGUUCUCGAGUCGUGUGGCGAUACGCAUUUUCCAAUUUCACGGCGCAAUAUGGUGGAUACGCGGCGGAUAACGGUGACGGACCAUAGUCCUGUAGAUAACGGUAGUCGAAGAAAAUGAAGGAGCUUCCUCUUCUUCUCUCCCUCUUCCCGGACUUCUUUGCGACCGAUUUGAAACGCGAUUUCACGGACAAUCAUUUUUGUCCAUCCGUAAAUGAUGCGAUGCGAUACGAUAGACGAUCGUCCUUUCACUUAGAAAGCUAAAACGAUGAAGGGGAAUACGGACUACUGUUACGAUCGAAUACGCGUCUCCUCUUUCAAGGUAUCGUCGUAAACGUUGUAGACGGGUAACGCAUCUUCUUUCAGGUUCCUUCUCAUCACGCGAGGAAUCGCGACGAAAAUGUCCUCAACCCGCAUGUUCCCUAAAAAAAGACUCUAUUCGAUUAACAAAGUGUUUAACUUUAGCCUUCGGGUCCUUGUGUGAGAAUGCCUUUCGACACGCGAUAUACAUGUGAUAAAAUGUAUUCUAGGGAUAAUUUAUCGAAAGCAAGACGAUCGAGAUAGACGCGGAAUUGGUGAAGGGUUUCGAGAGAUUUUUCUUUCUCUCUCGCUCUCUUCCACACAGGAUCGAUUGGAUCUUUAUUGAAAGUCGCUUUUUAAUCUCUCUACAAUUGUUUUGGUAUAUGCGCGCUGCUCUCUUACCCUCUCGCUGGAGGGCGAGCGAAGACGUAUGAUGGAGCCGAUUAUUGGGCAGCUUAAUUAUUGUAAAGUACAUUAUAUAAUUGAAUAAAUAAAAUU